This is a messenger RNA of Gossypium raimondii (Peruvian cotton), 3850 nucleotides long. Its product is annotated as TNF receptor-associated factor homolog 1b. The record is from RefSeq and is a predicted model, not a curated record. Lineage: Eukaryota; Viridiplantae; Streptophyta; Magnoliopsida; Malvales; Malvaceae. The transcript is spliced from 13 exons. The coding region runs from base 268 to 3657 and encodes 1129 amino acids. Gene Ontology annotation, molecular function: protein binding.
UCAGAAAAAAUAUUAAAUUACAGAAUAAAAGAAUUUACUAUAAUAAAUAGAAAAAAAAAUAUUUCCCCUGGGUUCUCUUCUCUUUCUUUGCUCGUUCUCUUGCUGCUACCCCUUUAUUUUGUCUUUUGUCUCUGUUAUCCUCUCUCUAUAAUCUCAAGAGAGCUGCCAUAGCCCCUAUUUGAACAAGCAAAAAGAAAAACUUUAUUGGCUCUUCCGUUUCCAGCAAGUGGGGCACAAGGAGUGUGGGGAGGAGUUUUCUAGGGGAAAAUGGCUGCAGUUGCAAGCGAGGAGACUGGAGUGGGAAGGUCCGUGGAGGGGAUUUCAAGCGGGCAGCGUUGUCAAGCAGGGGAAGCGUUGGCAGAGUGGCGGUCUUUUGACCAGGUGGAAAACGGAACACCUUCAACCUCACCCCCUUACUGGGACUCUGAUGAUGAUGAUGGUGGGCCAAGGCCUUCUGAAUUAUAUGGAAAGUAUACGUGGAAGAUAGAGAAGUUUUCACAGAUUAACAAAAGAGAACUUCGUAGUAAUGCAUUUGAAGUUGGUGGCUACAAGUGGUACAUCUUAAUUUACCCACAAGGUUGUGAUGUUUGCAAUCAUCUCUCAUUGUUUCUCUGUGUUGCUAAUCAUGACAAACUUCUUCCAGGUUGGAGUCAUUUUGCACAGUUUACAAUAGCUGUCGUGAAUAAAGAUCCUAAGAAAUCAAAAUAUUCAGAUACUUUACAUCGAUUCUGGAAGAAAGAGCAUGACUGGGGAUGGAAAAAGUUUAUGGAGCUCUCUAAAGUUUAUGAUGGAUUUAUAGAAUCUGACACACUUAUCAUAAAAGCUCAAGUUCAAGUCAUCAGGGAGAAAGCAGACCGACCUUUUCGUUGCCUUGAUUGUCAGUAUAGGAGAGAACUUGUUAGAGUGUAUUUGACAAAUGUAGAGCAAAUUUGUCGCCGUUUUUUGGAUGAGAGACAACAAAAGCUAGGGAAGUUGAUAGAGGAUAAAGCUAGCUGGUCAAGCUUCUGUGCUUUCUGGUUGGGGAUUGACCAAAAUGCCAGGCGCCGGAUGUCCAGGGAGAAAGCAGAAGUGAUUUUGAAAAUAGUUGUGAAGCACUUUUUUAUAGAGAAGGAAGUGACAUCUACUUUGGUAAUGGAUUCACUUUAUAGUGGGUUGAAGGCACUAGAAGGCCAGAGUAAGGGCAAGAAAGCAAAGUCCAAACUAUUGGAUGCUGAAGAAAUGCCAGCACCGAUUGUUCAUAUGGAAAAAGAUAUGUUUUUGUUGGUGGACGAUGUGCUGCUACUUCUAAAAAGGGCAGCUUUGGAACCACUACCUCCGAAAGAUGAGAAAGGUCCUCAAAACCGAACUAAGGAUGGAAAUUCUGGAGAGGAUUUCAACAAGGAUUCAAUUGAGCGUGAUGAAAGACGUCUUACGGAAUUGGGUCGCAGGACGGUGGAAAUAUUUGUUCUCUCUCAUAUUUUCAGCAACAAGAUUGAAGUUGCCUAUCAGGAAGCUGUUGCUUUAAAAAGGCAAGAAGAACUCAUCCGUGAAGAAGCUGCCUGGCUGGCAGAAAGCGAGCAGAAGGCUAAACGAGGAGCAUCUGAGAAGGAGAAAAAAUCAAAGAAAAAACAGGCUAAGCAAAAACGAAAUAAUCGGAAAAACAAAGAGAAGGGGAGGGAGGACAAGGCUAUUGUGGCAGCAGAGAGGAAGCACCAAGAAUACCACCCCGAUGAUGAAAAGGAAGCCUCUGUGAUGGUGGAGGAGCAGCCAGUGCCCGAAAAGGCUGAUGUUCUGGGUGAUGUUUCUGACUCCGUUGAUGCUGCCACUGAAGUUCUUCAGCCUGACUCCGAAGACAGAGAUGCUAGUCCUGUUAACUGGGAUACAGAUACCUCAGAAAUCCAUCCCCCCACAGAAGCCUGUACCAGUGGAAUAAGUGGACUGUCAUGUGUACAGAAUGGAGUAGCUGAUAAGAGGAGCCCAUCUCUAAUGGAUGAUAGUUCAUCAACAUGUUCAACAGACUCAGUACCGUCAGUGGUAAUGAAUGGUCCCUAUAAAGGGAACUCAUUUUCAAACAACCACAAUAAAAAAUCACUGAGCAGAGGAAGGAACCAGCGAAGUAAAACAUUGAGUGAUGGCAGUAGUUGGACUACAGAAUCUGAUUAUCAGCCUCCUUGUCCUGCAUUAGAUGCAGGGCAUCAAAAUGAUGUCACUGAAAGUAGCAAGGCUGGUGAAGCUGAGUUUGAGGCUGCUGUUUCCUCAUCAGAUCAGACAAAGUGGGCUGAGCAGGAUGCUGUUAGGAAGGAAGAAGUUGUUUUGCCGCUAAAGAAACCAAGCACCAAAGAUUCAGUUGAUUUGGAAAGACCUAAAGAGAAGACGGCUGCUGGACCAUCCUCUCCAAGAAGCCCUUCCAAAAAUCUACUACCUGCUCAGCUUAGGUCAGAGGAAAUGAGUGCUGGCAGUGUAGAUUCUAUUUCAGUUAGGAAGACAUUAUCAAACGGCUUGCAACAGAGUGAUCAACCUGCAUCUUCUAGUACAUCAGUCCAAAUAACUGGUAUUUUGAAAUCUGAGACUCAGAAGUCUGCGACUCCAAAACCAUCUGAACCUACUAUCCCACAAGUCCCUGUGAUGUCAAGGCCCUCCAGUGCCCCUCUAAUUCCUGGUACUAGGCCAACUACUCCUGUUGUUUCUAUGGUUCAAACUACUCCUUUGCUUGCUCGAUCAGUUAGUGCUGUUGGCCACUUGGGCCCUGACCUAUCCCCCGCUGCUGGUUAUGUUCCUCAAUCUUACAGAAAUGCCAUAAUGGGUAACCAUAAUGUUGCUUCUAGUUCAGCUGGUUUUACUCAUUCCAACUCCCCUAGCUCAGGCAUCAACCCAUCACUAGUAUACUCACAACCACCUGCCUUGGUUUCUGCACCACUGUAUAUGCCCCAGAGUUCUGGGAAGAUGGAGCCAAAUUCUGUCCAAUCAGGCCUUCCAUUUGGCUUGGUAACUAGGGAAACCUUUCGGAGUGCUCCCCACUGGAUGGAGAAUUCUCAGAGGGAUAGCAGUAGAAGCAUGCACUCUAAUACUUUGCUUGGUGAAUUUGAAAAUCUUGACUUGUACAGGUCUGUGCAAAAUGGGUCCCGGGAACACUUCUCAAUGGAGUUUCCAGCCUGUGCAUCUGGGCGUCAGACCCAAGGUGUCUUGGCAGACGAGUUUCCACAUCUUGACAUCAUAAAUGAGUUGCUUGAUGAGGAACACAAUGUUGGGAAGGCUGCUAGGGCAGGAGCAGGCUUCCAUGCUCUUGGCAAUGAGCCAUAUUUAUUAAAUCAGCAUUUUCCUUUUCAUUCCGAUUUGGGCUUGUCAGAUGGUAUGGGAUCCUCAAGUGGCUCGUGCAGAUUUGAGCGAAUGCGGAGUUACCAUAAUGAUGGGUUCCAACAAGGUUAUAGUAGUUCCUCCAGCAACCAUUUCGAUACAGAGAGGGAGUUUAUUCCACAAGCUAGCCCCCUACAUUAUGCUAAUGGACAACAAAUUGAUGGACUGGUCCCAAACCGGUGGCAAAUGGCAGCUUCGGAUCUGUCUUUACUCAGCAUGAGGAAUGCAGAUGGUGAAAAUUACGCAUACUACAGCCCAGAGUAUCCGAAUAUGGCAUGUGGCAUCAAUGGCUAUACCGUAUUCCGACCUUCGAAUGGGCACUGAAAAGAGGUAAACAACUAGGGGAGUUUGCCCACAAAUUUGAUUGUUACUUAUCUGAUGUAAUAAUUGAUUUGAGGAAAAUUUGAUGGGGUCUCAGAUUUGGAGUGAGUUUGUAAUCUUUUUCAUAAGGAAAACAUUUUGUAAAGAGUGUUACUGCUGCCUUCUUUACAUCAAGCAUUUUUAGUUUCAUUAGAAA